Molecule: messenger RNA, 1404 nt
Organism: Malania oleifera
Lineage: Eukaryota; Viridiplantae; Streptophyta; Magnoliopsida; Santalales; Ximeniaceae
Product: transcription factor MYB98-like
Exons: 3
Coding region: 1-1404 (467 amino acids)
Biological process (GO): regulation of DNA-templated transcription
Cellular component (GO): nucleus
Molecular function (GO): RNA polymerase II cis-regulatory region sequence-specific DNA binding; DNA-binding transcription factor activity, RNA polymerase II-specific
Source: RefSeq, a predicted model, not a curated record
AUGGAAUUUGAUUCAAAGCAUAAUAGAGAAGUGGAUGUUGCCUUCAUCCAACAACCCAUCUUUCCAUAUGACAAUUACUUGAAACCUGAAAUGCAAGAUGGAUUUUCCUUGGAAGCUAUUGCAUCUAAAGCCCUUUUACAAGAUACUCAACCUCUUGAUCAAGUCCUAGUCUAUGGAUCUUCCUCAAAUUCUCUAGAUUUUGGGAUGCUACAUUGUAAUCCUCCUAUGGAUAGUGGGUGUUCAUCAAAUCUGAAUUUCUAUAAAUCUAAAGCAUUUGAAAAAAAUAGUGCAUCUGGAGCAUCAUCAUUUGUUAUGGACAAUAUCAAUACUAACUUUCAAGGUGGAGGAGGAUACUCAUUCAUCCAAUACCCCUAUAGGAGCAUCCUUCCUAAUAGCAACAUGAUGGGAGCUAGCCGAAGCUUUCUCCCCUUCAAUUUCCAGGAGAUCAAGUCUGUGAGCCUUGUGCUCCCAGAUGAAGCCUCAUGCACAACAAUGCCAUCAAACAAUGGGUACUACAAAAAUGUUAAUGGCACAAACAAAGGGAUUAAGACUUCCACCUUAGGGAGAAGAGCGUACAAAAGUCGCAACAGGGAGUCUAAUGUGGUCAAAGGGCAAUGGACUAUUGAAGAAGACAGACUAUUAAUUCAACUCGUGGAACAAUAUGGAGUGAGAAAAUGGUCUUUAAUUGCUCAAAUGUUGAAAGGAAGGAUUGGCAAGCAAUGUCGAGAGAGAUGGCAUAACCAUCUUCGGCCUAACAUCAAGAAAGAUAUAUGGACAGAAGAGGAGGAUAGGAUUCUGAUCAAUGCCCACGAAGAAAUCGGCAACAAAUGGGCAGAAAUUGCAAAGAGGUUGCCAGGAAGAACUGAAAACAACAUAAAGAACCAUUGGAAUGCUACCAAAAGAAGGCAAUUCUCCAAAAGAAAGUGCAACUCAAAAUUCCCAAGAACAAGUACCCUCCUUCAAAAUUACAUCAAGAGUUUGAACCUAACUUCUACCAAAAGUGAUCGCAAGAAAAAUUAUUCUAAGUCUAAGACUAAUACCAAUGCUCGCGAUCAUGCCAAUACUGAUAACAACAUUAUAAACACCAAAGCAACACCAUUAACAGUGGUAGCUGCUCCAAGUUUGCCCAUGGUGGCCUCAAAAUUUUACUUGGAUAAUCGGCUAGCCCUGGAUUUUGAUUUCAACCUCGAUGUGUUGGAUUUUCCUUUCAACGUGAACAACAUGUUUGAUGAGCGAUGCAGCAUAGAUUCACUACUGGAUGAGAUGUCAAAUUGUAGUGCACUUGGUGAUGAGAAAGGGUUAGAGGAGAUGGGGAUGUCAUUAAUGGAUGUCGAUUCACUAAAGCAAUGUGAAGUGAAGGAAGAGUUGGAUUUGGUAGAGAUGAUCUCUCAAGUUAACCAAUAA